This is a messenger RNA of Phlebotomus papatasi, 1196 nucleotides long. Its product is annotated as zinc finger and BTB domain-containing protein 17-like. Gene Ontology annotation, biological process: regulation of transcription by RNA polymerase II. The transcript has 4 exons. Gene Ontology annotation, molecular function: chromatin insulator sequence binding. Lineage: Eukaryota; Metazoa; Arthropoda; Insecta; Diptera; Psychodidae. Gene Ontology annotation, cellular component: chromosome. The record is from RefSeq and is a predicted model, not a curated record. Bases 79 to 1176 code for a protein of 365 amino acids.
UUUUUGACAGUUGAAUUUCGCCGCAAAAACGUAAACAAGUGGAUUGUGCUGUGCAGUUUUAUUUUGAACUUAAGCGAUAUGGAAGCGGUUCAAGUAAAAACGGAGGAUGAAAGCGAGGAAUUGAUACUGGCGGAUGUAGUUGUAAAGGAGGAGUAUUCUGUUGAGAAGUCCUCUAGCCCUCAAUACGAAGGACACGCGAGUUGGGAACAGGAUCUUCCCAGUGAUAAGGCAGAUAUAAAACCGGAGUUGGGUAAAGAUGUUGAACCACAAGAACAAUUCAGUAAUAAGAAACAAAAGCGCCGUAAGAAACCUGUAGUAGGAGUAAAGUCUAGAAAGAAAUUUAAGUGUUCAAUAUGUGAGAAGAAAUAUACUUCGUAUCAAAUAAGGCGAACUCACUUUAAAAAAAUGCACCCCGAAACAAUUGAGAUGCCAGUUCGAUCUCUUCUUAAACAAGGACGACCGUCUAACAUAGUAAAACUCGUACCAUCACUUUUACAAUCAAACCCAAAUAAAGUUACGAUAAUUCCUAUAAAAAAUCAACUGUUAAAACAAAAUUCUUCUGCACACAAACGCUCUGCACUCAAGUAUUCACCUCAGAUACGCUAUGAAUGUGGAAUUUGUUAUGAGAAAUUUUCAAAUGAAAUAGAGACUCACGAUCAUAUUCUGGAGAAUCAUGUCACUUCAGUAGUGGAUGAAGAUACUUAUAAGGUGGAACAUAUUUGUCCAUUCUGUGAUAAAAGGUUCGCAAGGAGAGUCCUUAUGUCUGCUCAUCUCCUAGGAAAACACAUUGCUAAGAAGCCAAUUGCAUGCACCUAUUGCGGCACUGAGUUCAAAUCUCAUGAUGAACUAAGUAAACAUUUCAGUGUCUGCUCAAAAUUAUUUCACUGCGAAGUUUGCCAGAGGCCCUUUAAUACAAAGCCAGGGCUCGCAGCGCAUUCUCAAGUACAUAAAAAGCAUAAGAACAAUGGAAACACAACUGAGGACAGCAAUAAUACACUGCCAGCUGCAAAAAUUUCAGUGGAACCACUCAGUGUCCAAGAGGAACCUCAAAGUUCUGAAAUCGAAGAGAUUGGCCAGUCUGAAUCUGAACAGCCCAAGAGAAUUGCAAAAGUGUUCUUUGUGGAGUGCCAGAUGGAGUCAUACUUACAAGAUAUGAAGAAAAAAAUUACAAAUUAAAUAUACGAAAAUAUGAUUAA